Porites evermanni is the source of this 3811-nucleotide messenger RNA. The record is from the annotation of a GenBank genome assembly. Lineage: Eukaryota; Metazoa; Cnidaria; Anthozoa; Scleractinia; Poritidae.
AUGUCUUACGCAUAUCUUUUUAAGUACAUUAUUAUAGGAGAUACAGGUUAGUAAGAUGUCAACAUAGGUCGGCGUUGCUUUUUUGGAACGUUAUUUCUCAGUAAAAGCCAAGAAAAUAGGAUCCAUUUUAUAGAUCAAAAUGGACGCCAUUGAUCGCAAUGUGGCCUUCAAGAUCAUUUGUUCCCUGUUUUGACCCCUUUGUUUUUUUUUUCACGUUGAUCUAGGCGUUGGAAAAUCAUGCCUUUUACUGCAGUUUACAGAUAAACGUUUCCAACCUGUACAUGACCUCACAAUAGGUAAGUUUGCUUUGAAAAGAAGUUCACUUCUAACAUAUUUUGUGCCGGGCGUCAGUAGUGUAGAGGUUUAUUGAUUCAGGGGAAGGUAAAUCUUUACUUUUCUUUGUGUUUGUAUUAAACUGCGUAGGAAUAAAUUUAUAUUUUUACUUCAUUAAGGUGUUGAAUUUGGAGCUAGAAUGAUCACGAUUGAUGGAAAGCAGAUCAAGCUGCAAAUCUGGGAUACGGUGAGCUGAAAUUCCUUCGAGUUGUAGAUUCUACUAAGUGACAUCCUUGAACGAAAGCUAAUCUUAAAUGUUUAAAAAAUACUAAAAUUAUCAACACGCAAAAAUGGAAUAUGAAAUUCAGUUAAGUUAAAUUCGCUAUAUCUGUGUUCAAUAAAAUGGCUAUUGAUUGUUGAAAGCCACACUAAAUGGAAAAUGAUCAAAAUUGAACAAAAUGGAGUUAACUGAUGUAAGAUACAGGUGCCCAGUCAAAACAGUUUCAGCUGUAUUUUGUUUGAAUAGUUGUCGUAAUUAUCAAACAUAUUUAAAGCUCCUCUUGUUAGUUUGCCUCUGAGAAAACAUGUCAAUAAAAUUAUUGAUGUAUAUCAGAGGUGAUUAAUAGAGAAUAUCCGAAAUCUUUAUCAUAUCUUAUGCAAGCCAAUAUAAAAAGUGAAAUAUUGAUUAAAUAGAUUAAAUACUAUCUUUUAAAAAUUUUGAAAGUUUGCUUAUAGGAAGAUUUCUUUUUGGUAAAUGUUGGUUUUGUCACAAAUUUAAUAACUGUGGUUCUCGUUGAUUUAGAUACAGUGAAUUACUGUAAUUUAUAUUAAUUUUGUUGUUUGCACAUUGAUCAUCAUUCUUGUCAGAGUCAUUAUAUUACAAUGUUUUCCUGACAAGAGAUCAUGUUUGUACACGAUGAAGCUCAAUUAACCCUUGUGUCAAUUUAUAUUUCCUUUCAUUUUAUAAUUAUCACAAAAAUAAAAAGGAAGAAAACUGAAAAAUAGAUUUUAAUUGAACCUCUGUACCUACUGAAAUCAUUUUGUUUGUAUAGCUAACAUAUGGAGACAAACAUUUCCUAUCUGGUAAAUGGAAAUUAAUUUUAAUUUGAUUUUUAGCUCUUUUUUGUUUUACUUUGUCGGGAUGUUCUAAAAGUCAGGGAUUCCUUUAUGUGAAAAAUCAAAGGAUUGAUAAAUAUUUUAGUACUGGAUUUUAUUACCACCAUCUUAUGAAUUACUCCUGCUACAAAGCAGUUUAUACUGCUGAAAAUAUAGAUUUUAUCAUUUUUCAUAACAUCUGUGGGUAUGUGUGUGACUACAACCCUCCAAGUUAAAUUUUUUACUCAGUCACCAUUUGACAACCAACUCUUUUGGGUUAGGGAGACUUUUUAACGGGCGCGAUCCAUUCAACCAACCUUUCCAGAAAUUUCGGUCCAAAACUCAUUGGAUCAGUUCGGUCCAACCGGAAAAGUUUCGAAAAAACGGGUCCACCUUUUGAGGUGGUCCUCUUUUCCCGGUCGGACCGGUUGGAAUUUUGGUUGAAUGGAUCGCGUCCAACAAAUCAAGUCGCCAGCUCCAAAAUUUUAGGUGCCAUGGUGACCAAAAUGGUUGAAACUUAAUGGGUUGGACUAGCAUUAAUCCUAAAGUGCACUGUUGAACAUGGGUUAUAAUGUAAAGAUAAUAGUAAUCUCUCUUUAGCAAAAACUUCAAAGAAGGGCUGACCUUCCUGAGACAGACAUCAGUAGUUGGUUGCUGACCCCAACCAAACUUAAGUCUUUCUGUGUUGCGGUUCUAUUUUGUCCCUUGAUUCAAAUCUUGUUAUUUUCCUUUCUCUUUUGUUUAUGACAGUAGAUCUAAACAAGGGUAAUUGUGGUAUGAUUAAAUUAAAAUAUCUGUGACUUAUCUGACUGCAAGACAGUGACCACUGCCAGGCAGAGAAUUGGAGCUUGCCUUAAGUUUAAAGCAUUCAACCUUAAUAGAGUGGUUCAGUAAAAUAAUACUAUUUCUUUCUUUUUAUGAAAUUUGUAUGAAUGAUUGUUGUAUUUGUAGGCUGGCCAGGAGUCUUUUCGUUCUAUCACACGAUCUUACUACCGUGGUGCUGCAGGGGCUUUGUUAGUUUAUGACAUCACACGGUGAGUAGCAUACACUGUAACUGCCAGUAGUCAUGUUAAAAUAUUAUUAUUAAUCCGCGUACAAAUUCAAUGAACAUACUUAUUCUCGCUCUACUAUCCAGUUUUCGGAUAAAAAAUUCUCAGACGCACUUUUUUUGAACCAAUAAUUAAUAUGUGGACACUAAAUUUUUAAAAAAACUGAAGGAUCUGAUUCUUCAGUAUUUUGUUCAUUUGUAUUUCAUGUAAAAAGCAAAUUUCACCAGAACAUUGUAUCGCUAUUCCUAAAACCUCUAGUGACCCUCCUGAAUGUUUCCCCAAGUGCAAUGCAUGAUUCUAAUUUAUUGUUUAAGGCUGUUGGUUGAAACUUAUUACACAAGGACAUUUCUUUAAUGAAUGAUGAUAGCCAGUUUUCAUGUCCCUGGUUUUAUUUUUAUGGGUGCUUCUCUUUCUCCUCGCAGAAGAGACACAUUCAACCAUCUGACGACUUGGCUUGAGGAUGCUAGACAACAUUCUAGUUCAAAUAUGGUCAUCAUGUUGAUUGGAAACAAGAGGUGAGAACAAUAUUACUGUACCCCUUCAUUUCUCUAAAAAAAGGCCUUACCUAGUAGCUUUCAAUUUUGUUAUGUGCAUGUUAUAGCUCAGGAUGAAAUUCCGAUUAAAACCCUUGUUGGUUCUCAAUUUCUGUUGUCUCUUACCCUAAUUAUUCAUAAUCAUGAAUAAAGGAAAGGAAACUGAAAAUCAAACUAGGUUGAAACCAUAUAACUGAAUUUUAUUUGACCCACAACAUGUACUUUUAUAUUAUCAUUAUUAUCUGUUAUUAAUUCCUUUUUUGUUUGGCACACAGUGAUCUAGAGGCACGCCGAGAUGUUAGGAAAGAAGAGGUAAGGAUUCUCUAUGUAAACUGAACUAUCUAGCAGUGUGAUUGUGCCUAAAUUUACUAUUAUUUAGGCUUAUUAGCUGUUUUUUUACAGCAUUUGUGCACUUUAGCAUGUCUAGGCCUUGGCCGUCAGCAUGCCAAAAAGAACUUAAAGUAAAUUUCUUGAUAAUUUAUCUCAUUCUUGUGGUAAGUUUUGCUCAAAUAAUAUUAUUGUUCUUUAUUUGUACAGGGGGAAGCUUUUGCUAGGGAACAUGGCCUUAUUUUUAUGGAAACUUCUGCAAAGACUGCUGCAAAUGUCGAAGAGGUAAGAAUGUUUCAGUUCAUAACUUGACUAUUUGACAAGAUAAUUUACUGCCUUUCAAUAACAAGUAAAUCCAAGAAUAAUAUUCAACAUUAUUACAGUCAAUGUUAAUACUCAGUACAUGUGGCAAGUAUUAUUUAGAAGGAACUUUCAGUGGUGGUUUUUUAAGUAAGGUAGAUUUCAAUAUUGCUUUUGAUCAUUAUCUCAACUGUUGCUUUUGACUUGUAGGCUUUCAUCAACACAGCUAAGUAA